Messenger RNA from Paramuricea clavata, 16019 nucleotides. The record is from the annotation of a GenBank genome assembly. Lineage: Eukaryota; Metazoa; Cnidaria; Anthozoa; Malacalcyonacea; Plexauridae.
GCAUCAGUAACUUCCAGGAUGGGUAAUGACACCUCCCUUCCACUCGCCCAAGUCCCCCCAGGUUUUUCAACAAUGUGUAUCUCCCUGCACCACACUGAUAGUAUCACUGUUCUUCACCAUGAUACUGGGGCAUUAUCUACCAUCCGACAAGCUAUCGUUGACAAUUGGCCUGAUGGUAUUCAGAGGGAAAUGGCUAUAUGUGGAUCAGGAUGGAUGUUUAAGGUCAAAGGUAUAAUUAUAUAUAACCCGUACCUGUGGUUUGAAUAAGGGCAGAAGCUACAGUAAAACCCACAUAAAAGAACCAGUGGAUCAAGAACUGCCAGCCUUAAAUUUAGGCAAUUAACCCAUUGAGUGGCAUUGGACAAAGUAAACAAAGCAGGUAUAUACUGCAGGUAGUUCAUAUAAAUGCUGAUUGCAUAUGCAAAAAAAUAAUCUGUUAGGCUUUCAGAUAGCAAUUAUUAGACUAUAAUGCUGUAAAACAAGAUGUCAAGAACAAUUGUUUUCGACAAGAAAUAAGAACUACUUAAUCGUAAAUCGUUUAAAUCUGAAAUGUUAAAAUUAGUAAAAUUGCAAAGUUUGGUUUCGAAAUGUUGAAAAAUGAGGAAACUGUAGCCCUACAAAUUUUGUAUUAAUUUGUAGUACGCACGGGGAAAUGCGCCACUUUCGGCCUAAAUGUGGUACCUGAAUUUUACCAGGGAUAAUACAAAAUUUGCAAAUUUCGCAGGGGUAUAUUUUCCGCAUUUUUCAACAUUUCGCGCCCAAACUUUGCAAUUUUACUAAUAGUUUUAACAUGCUCUUUCUAAUUGUGGUGAUGGAUUUUGUUCUUCUCGCCCAGAUCAAAAUUUAGUCUGUAGCUAAAAUCAUCCAUUAUCACGUGUUUUAGUUUAUAAACUACAACGUUCUUCGUUGAAUCUUGAAGGUACCCCAUUUUUCACAAGUUCAAGCUCCAGUUCGUCGCAAGCAAGACAAAUUAUUGCGGUCAUUCUACAAAACUUAUACAGCAUCGGUUGGAAAAUUGUGAUCUCGUGCGAUCUGGCCCGAUUCGACGCCGAUAAAAGCUCAAUGUUUUUGAAGAGAUCUCCAAGCAAUUUUUCCUCCGUCCAUCCAUUUGUAUGUGUUGGCCUGACCAGGUCGGAUGAGCUGCAAAUUAUUAAUCUACCAUCUCAACUAAUCGAACCGUUAAAACAGGUCGUAUAUCAAUUUUGGACCAAAGGAAUUCAGAACGAAUCGUACGAGAACGGUGUGUUAGAAAUAAAGAUGGCCGGAAAGCCUUUGUUUGCAACUGAUCUGCAAUCGGUUAUGGUCAAAGUACUUCUACAGAACAUCAUUGCUACCCUUCAUCGGUUCCAGUACGUUUACACAGUGAAUGUUAAUCUGAAAAGUACGGCGGAUUCUUUGUACUUUCGUUAUGAUCCGAACGUGCCGGUCAACGGAGCGGCCCAGUUUUGUACAAUCAGUCUGAAUCGGACAGAUCGGUUACAAGUCAUCUGUGCACCAGAGGCUAUCGUGAAUAUGAUUCGUGGGGUUAUCCAAACUGUGUGGUCUCAUGGUAAGAUACAAGAGGAAAAGGAUCAUCAUGGCAGCUGGGAGUUUAGAAUCUCUGGAAAUCCUUGGCAUUCUUGGAAAGAAGAAUCCGUCAUGGCAAGGUAAUUUUGAUUCGUAAUGAUUUUAUUUUAGCGAUGGACAUAAAUAGAGAGGAUUUCGUAAUGAUCGCCAUCUUUUGCAUCGGAAUAAAAUCGGUGGAAAAAAUGAAAAGCUGGUUAGCUUAACCCUGGGUUAACGUGAAAUUCAAAGCAAAUUUCCCAGCAGUUUGUUUAUAAACUUGAAAAUAUUUUUUCGGAAAUUUUGACCGGACCAUCAGAAGUAUAGUUUUUUAAAGUUUUUAUAUAAACAGACGUGCAGCUAUACAUAAAGGAAAGCAAAGGCUUAAAUUUAACCCAGCACUAAUCCUACUUUGAACAACCGGCCCCAGGGCUUACAAUUACCUCAUUCCCAGACUCCCAGUUGUUGACUGAACCAGCCAGCGGAAAACUGCUUAUAGUUUAACUGAACCUAAAGGAGAAUGAUGUAUAGUGUUAAUAUUGAUAUUUUUGUUGCAAUUUGCGUGUUUUUGUAGAUAUUUGAUACUAAAGAUUCUCGAAGCAAUGUUAGAGCAAGGGUGGCACAAUAUUGCAGCAAUUGAUAUCUCACGACGCGCGACAGAGAAAUCCGUUCUCAUUUUCCAACAACGUGAACCGAGACGUUGUCCAAUCAUGUGCCUGGGCUUAACUGAUGCUGAAAAAUUUCUCCUAAUUAACAUGCCUACCCAGCUGGUUGACCUCUUCAAACAAAUUCUCCUUAGUCGAUGGCCAAAGGGAAUCCGGGAGGAAAGCGUCAUGAAUCUAAGUUUCGGCAGUGUCCGUCAAUUCAUGCUGAAAGGCUGGCCUUGGAAUGGAGGGCUGAGUAACGAUGCUUAUCAUAUCCGAAGCUUUCUCUGUAAUAUCAUCGAGGCUUUUGCCGGACAAGGUUGGAGAGUGCUGAUAGCCGGUGAUGUUUCUGCCAAGUAUAUUGACCAAGAUAAAGGUUCCGAUCACACUGAUGUUCACAGUUUCUGGUUCAUAUAUGAACCCAACACGACCCAGCAACCCACCGCCCCGAAUGGGGAGAAGAGCUGAACAAACUGAUUUAACUAUAGUAUUUAACUGUAUGUAUAAUUUAUUGAAUGAGCUUGUUAAGUCGGGACUGUGGCGUAUUAGUCUCGUUCUUUUUUCGUUCGGACAGAACAAGCUCAGCCAAUAAGUUAUUUAUUAUUUGGCUAAAAAACAAGAACAUUCUUCGAAAAACACUGUUUAAUAAAUUACGACUUACAUCGCGAAUUAAGUUUUUUACAACACAUUAGAGCCAUCUGUAUACGAGCGAAAAUAGGUCUAAUGAGUUUCACAGCCUUCUCCCCUUCGAUAGGCUAUGUUUAGGCCGUGGUUUAUAAUAAUAAUAAUAAUAAUAAUAAUAAUAAUAAUAAUAAUAAUAAUAAUAAUAAUAAUAAUAAUAAUAAUAAUAAUAAUAAUAAUAAUAUUUAAAAUUUAUAUAGCGCAAAAUACAUAUGUAUAUGAUCUAAUGCGCUUUACAAUAAAUGAGAUAAAUACAAUCAAAAUAUAGAUACAAUAUUAAUUUACAAAUACCUAAAACUACGAUUAAUAAAAACUAUACCUACUGUUCAUAUGCUAAUUUAAAAAGAUAAAUUUUUAAAGCUGAUUUAAAAUUAAGUAAACUAUUCUCAGCCCUAAGACUGGUAGGUAGUGAGUUCCAUAGAGCUCAGUUAGCGCAGCCGCGGCGAAUGCUCUAUCUCCUGUGGUUUUGUUGGUUCUUUCCUUAGGGUACCCAAAGUAACAUUCAUUGUUCGAGCGCAAACCAUAACGUGAUUGUCGUUUAAAAGUUAUCGAAUCUGAGAUGUACCUUGCAGCAUGCAUUACCUUGCAUAGCUUUAAAUGUAAUUAAAAUAACUUUAUAGAUAAUUCUAUACUUCACUGGCAGCCAGUGUAGUCUGUACAUAACAGGAGAGAUGUGACAGAAACGAGGGGUGUUAGACACCAAUGUAGCUGCUGCGUUUUGAACACGUUGUAACUUGUUAAUUUGAUUCGCCGGCAAUCCAUAAAAAAAGGCUAUUGCAAUAAUCCAAGUGUCCAAUAACCAAAGCAAGUACAAGCUUUUGCAUAGACUCGUGUGUAAGGUACUUUCUGAUACGUCGUAUGUUAUGCAGAAAGUAAAAAGCUAGGUUACAUGUUUUAGUAAUAUGAACAUUAAAAUUCGAAUCAAAUCAAACUCCAAGGUUUCUAGCCUUACUCACUGCAGUUAUACUAGAGUUACCAACAAUUAAUCUAUCAACAGUAACUUUUGUCAGUUGUUGACGGGUCCCAACAAUCAUAAAUUCUGUUUUGCCAUCAUUCAUUUUCAUCUUGUCAAUAACCAUCCAUGCUCUCACAGCUCUGAUGCACUGUUCCAUUGCGUUCAAUGCUUCCAUUUCACUCGCAGAAAUGUCCGGUCGAAACGAUAAGUAUAACUGGGAAUCAUCAGCAUGUGCGUGAGCUUCAGGUAAAUGCAUCUUGAUAACUUCAAACAAUUUACUAGCGUAAAUUGUGAAGAGUAAGGGCCCUAAACAGGAGCCCUGAGGAACACCGUUAGAUACAUGACAGGUAUCUGACAAUCCACCAUUAACUGAAACACGCUGAGUGCGACCAGACAAAUAUGAAGAAAUCCAAUCAAGCGCUGAUCCUGUGACACCAAAUGAGGUCUCUAAACGAUGUAGUAGGAUGGUAUGAUCCACAGUGUCAAACGCUGCACUUAAAUCCAGCAGAACUAAGAGCGACACAUGCUUCCGAUUCAUGUUGAAAAGAAUAUCAUUAACAACUCGUAGCAGGGCUGUCUCCGUACUGUGAAAUUGCCUGUACGCCGACUGGAAUAAGGGAAGUAGAUCACUAUCAAUUAGAUGAGUAUAUAGUUGAUCGAACACCGCUCUUUCGGUAAUUUUAGAGACAAAUUGUAAAUUACUAAUAGGUCGCAAGUUCUUAUAAGCUGGAUCCCGAACACCUUUUUAAAGCCGUGGUUUAACAAGAGCUUUCUUCCGGGAAAUGUGCAGUAGAAAGAGAAGUAUUCACCAUCUUUAAAAUCACUGGCAUCAGAACGUCCAGAAAAUUCCUCACUCAUCGCCCACCCGUAUAGGUUAUUCUUAUCGUAAUACACGAGGUAACUACUUGGUUGUUCUGGGUCAAAAUCACUCAAGUAUUUAUUAUUAACUUUUGCAUGUCGAUGAGCUAUAUAACUAGUUCCAUCCCGCAUUCCCUUCUCAAUAAACUGGUACAUGUCAACAUCGCUCAGCAAAUCCAAUUCCACACCAGUCCUCCGCAUCUAGCAUCCCACGAAAGGCCAGGAACCGAUAUGUAAUCAGCCGGAUCCAACUUAUAGUAUUCGAGACAAACCCGCCUGAAAUCCUCAAAGACGUCAGCUAGGAGUAGAACGUCAGUUUUCAAGUACAGAUCAUGAUAAUCGCCCAAGUUCUCACAGUCAAAUCGAUUCCAAACUCUUUCUGCCCUACGGUAGUUCUCCUCAUUGAUACCUUUCUCAUUCAACGAACUGUAAAACGCUGGUCUUCCUGGCAACUACUUCUCUUCGAAUUUUUCCCACGAGUCCAUAUACUCAUAAGGCUACACUCCCUUUUGCAGUAACAUCUCAAGGUCAUCCCCCUGCCAUUCCAACCGCAUCUGCCUAAGCUUUUCGCUUUCCAAGUUACUCGCAAGCGUGUCAAGGCCCUUAUUCAUAAAUUGCAUGGAAUCUAUGAAGACCAUGCAAUUGCUUUCCAACUCUAAAUGAGAUAUACCUCUCCAUAUUAUUAGCAAUCACAUCCACACAUUCGCUGAUCCCCGCUCAAUUUCCUGCAUUAUAAAGUGACUAUCAUAUCCACGUAGAUUGUGAAACACCACAGGAAUCUUGUCGGCCAACUUAAAAUUCAAGUUACAUGAAUUAUGCGCUGCUUUCCUGAACUUUCCAGUUACAUGAGAGUGAUAGAGUACCUUCCCAUCUUCAUUACUAAAAGUUCCACCGCAUAUGUGACACUCAUUUUCAGACUCAAAUGUUUUCCAGUCCUGCAGAGCACUCAUCACCACGGGUUUAGCGAACUCUUUUUGUAUCAUUUUAUUGCACACUUCAACUUCACUCAAUAACUCCAUCAGAAACUUCCUUACAGCUCCGGGCCCUCUGUAACUUCGGUAUUCACCGCUGUACUUGUCAUCAUAGUAGCAGACUCUUUCGAACCCGUAGCUGCACGCCUCAUGUCUUUGUAUUUUACGUAAGCACCCCUUUUCCUCUCUGACAGUGCAUCCGGCAAUAUUUAUAAUUGUGACAAUCUGCAAACUUGGAAAGCUACAGCAUGUGUAUCAAAUGUAGAAGGGCUAGUCCUUUAAUCGAGUUUUAACUUUAAGUUAUUGUCAGUGGUGCCUAAAUUACUUUGAUUUUAUACUUGAGUAAAAGUAGAAGUAAUUCGCAUUAAAACGACUUGAGUAAAUGUAAAAAGUACUGGAGAGAAUACGUACUUGAGUAAAAAGUACAAAGUAUUUUUCAAAAAUACUUAAGUACAAGUAAAAAGUACAAGUACUGUAUAGAGUAUAUCGAGGAAUGAUACUCUGGAUUAGACUAAUAGACCACCAACAAUACGAUAGUUACAUAACGCAAUUUUACCUUCAGGCCUCUUGGGAUUUUCAAUUUUUUAUUAAAUUUUAAUUAAGCACUACUGGGGGAUUAUGAUGGGUGUCUACGGCUACAAGGGAUUUCAAAGUUGCAAUUUAAUACCAAUGACACGCAAAUACCUGUACAUGUUUUCUUAGGUUUGAAGGCGACGAAAUGAACGCAGAUAUCUCUCUAACAAGUGGCGAGCAAAGGCAACAUAUGAAUUUGAUGCUCUUGUUCUCUCUUCCCACUCUUCCAUUGUAGCGAAACAUUGACUUCAAAUAUGGCCAAGGAUGUUCCUCCUCUUCUCCUUUUUUACCGAUAGUAUUAACACCUUCUAGUCCUUGUCCUUCGUUCAAGACUUCGUCUGCAAUAUGCAAAUCACUGUCGGCCAUGGCUGCCCAAGCAAUUCGGGUAGAGUUCAAUGAUUGGGCCAGUGAAUUCGGCGCAAUAAUUUGGCGCGAAACGCGUGUAUUGUCGCAUGUGUUCAGCGGAAUAUAUUAAUUGUCUGUACUUCGUGUAAAUAACUAUAAAUUUGAUUGCGAUUGGAGUCGAGUUUAAAAAUCGAAAUUCAUUUUAGAAAUCACCGAAUCAGGUAAAAGAUAGAACUAAAAUUUGAUAAUACCAUAAAAGUAACGGAAUACUUCACCGCAAAAUAAAAAUAACGAAGUAAAACGUUACUUUUUGAAUUUACUUCGUUCCAAGUAGAAGUACUCAGUCAAAAAUUUACUUCGUUGAGGGUCCUGAAGGGUUCUCCGCAAAAUUAGUACUCAAGUAAAGUAACGAAGUACAUUUACUUCGUUACUUGUCACCACUGGUUAUUGUUAGUUGCCCGUUGCAUCAAUGGUAAAUUUCAUUUUGUCUUAUAAUUGUAAUUUAUAUAAAUUAUUUGUUAAAAUUAUUGUAAUUUUAAUGUUAAAUAUUUUGAUACGUGUGUGUUGGUGUUGCACUGGUUGCCUGACCAUGCACGGUGGCAAUCGAACCAGCGACCUUUGGGAUACUAUCCAAUGCUCUACCAGCUGCUCUAGAUACCAAAUGCUCUACCAACUGAAUUGGUAUCUCAAAGGUCGCGGGUUUGAUUUCCACCAUGGUCGGGCAAACUUUUUAGCCUGCCCAGUGUGGAUGCACACUCAGAGUAACAGAACAAACAUUAAAUAUUUGGUCACCAUAAUUGGAAAACUAGCUGUGGCCAUAGAUAUCUUAUAUACACUAGAUAGCGCAUCUCUUUUAGUAAAAUUGAAGCCAAGAAUAUUCCAGCGGUUACCCCCAUUUGAAUAGAUGGCGGCCAUGUUGGUUGUUCCCACUCGCUAAUAAACGAUUAAAAACAACAAUAACUUUCAUCAUUUGAAAAGUUUAAAAACGUAUUUGGAAUAGGGUUAACUUAAUGCUUAAGUUCCCCAGAGGCGCCGGAAGCAAUCUAGGGCGGGGGGGGCAGCUUCUCAAAAAAGGGCAAUUUGUUUUACUGGCAAGCAAACAAAAAAGCUUAAAUUUAGAAAACGACCUGUCUUUAUUGAAAUCUAUAAUUGAAAAAUGACUCUCAUAUGGAACUCAACGUGUUGUGCAAUUGUGAUUUCGGCGAUAUUAUAUUUAAUUACUUUUAUAAGAACAAAAUAACUGACAUGUGCUAAAAUAUUAAUGAAAAUAUGAAAUUAUAUGUACAAACGGUAACAAACUACUAAUUUAGAGUUUAAAAUUUUCCAAAAUAACGCCACCUUUGUUCGUUUAACGUUACAAACACUUUAGCAAUGCUUUUGCUAUGUACUGCGUCAAUACGUCCCUUGUGGAUAGCAGCGAACAUUCUAUUAUUUAGGCUGUUCUUGGACAUGGUAGAUCUGAGCCACGACUUUAUACGGCGCAUAUAACGAUAAACUUCUUUCUGCUGUAGCGGAACUAAUUGGAACUAAUUAUUUUUAGUUUUGUCUUAUGCUUUAUUACGCAUGCCUAUUCGAUCUACAAUGAAGGUGAUAGCUUUUCGAGCGCGCACACUUGGAGGAAAUGUUCAUUCGUGACUGAAAUUAAUUAUUCAACAUGUUGAAUAUUCGGUGCCGAUGGAACGCGUGGGUAAAAUCGUUCAAAACGCCACCGCACACUGGAGGAACUUGCUUACGCCAACAAUCACGAGUGACGCUCAGCUCAGCUGAUAAAAUAAUUCAAUCUCUAUGAGCAAAAGGCAAAGCUGCCCCCGUCCACAAAGGGCAGGGAGGGCAGCUGCUCCCGCUGUCCCGGUGGCUCCGGCGCCCCUGAAGUUCCCUGUUUUAUCUGUUUUAUAAGAAAUGGAAAACAUAUGAAUCUUCUCAUUUCAUCGGAACGACCUGAGACUGCAAUCACAGCUUCAAUUUUUGAAUUGCAGAAUAAUUAGAUGCACUAUUUAGUGUAUAUAUAAGAUAUCUAGGGCUGUGGCCAAUUUCCUAGCACUUAUAAUAUUACUUUAUUUUACUCUGUCUAAUGCCAGAUGAUUUUACUUGUCAGGGGAGAAUGCAUUUUACUCUGUCUAACGCCAAAUGAUUUUACUUGUCAGGGGGAGAAUGCUGCCACUCAUUGGAUUAAUUAAAAUCAAGCAUCAAGAAAACAUCAGCUACAGUGUAAGACUUAAUUAACCCAAGAAUUAUAUUUGCCAGGAUAGUCCACAAUGUAAUCUGUCAUCACUUGAUUAAUUUGAUAGCAUGUGUAUAAUUUAAACUAGUUACCCACAGGGUAGUGAAUGCUGCCUUGGUAUAGCAUUGUUCCCAAAUCUUUAAUAUUUUAAAGAAUAAGAGUAAGAAAUAUUUGUAAUUAAAUGGAAUCAUCCAUAAUGUUUAGUUGCCUGUUAUUUCAUAUUUCUAUAGUGACAAUCGAAGUGUCAACCGAUGUUAGUUUCAUUGCAUUCGUCUCGUCCGGAAACGCUUAUUAGCAUAAUUAGCGUAUAACACUAACAUCAGUGUUGUAUAAUGCGUACAACGCCGUAUACUGCGAGUCCCUUUCGUUACAUAUUUUUGGAAGCCUGUGCAACUUUCUUGCUUCGGCGGGUCUUGCUAGUACUCGCUAACGCGUCAGCAUUGGGGAGGUCUAUAAGUCCUGGGGAAAUCACCUAGUGCGGGUCUUCUUUUACCACGUACGAAUACGCUGAAUAGUAAUUUUUAAGAUUGUCUGCGGAAAGGUUAAAUUAAAUGCCACAUUUACUCAUUUCGAGCUUUCGAUAGCUCGCCACCUCGAUCUUGUGGACAAUUUUUUUUUGCCGUGUGGAAGUGACUACCGCCCAUUCCAUGAGCCUCCGACAUUCCCACCUACUUAGUGCUCCUUCCUACCCAUGUGUCGACAACUAUAUCUGCAAAUUGUGCUCUAGAAAGAUGUGAAAUGUCACAUUGACCAUAAGUGAUUAUAAAGCAAACGUUUUUUACCUUCGGAGUACCCGAAUUAGCAGUUGAUUCAGCCGUUACCCGCAUGCGAAAGUAACCGGAUGUUAUAUUACUAUACUAUAAAUUAACAGUAAGUGUGACAUAUCUAGCAUAAAACAUUCGCGAUACAUAUCUUUAUAUUGACGGACUAUAUAACCUCUCAAAUAACCCACUUGUGCUCAGCCGAAAUUUGUAAAAACAAAACAACGAUUAAGAAUGCUAUAUGACAUAACAAGUUAUAUUCAUAUCCUGUUAAUUAUUAACUUUGAGAAUUUUAAUGGAACUUAAUUGUUUUAAAAUGUUAUAUUAGAUCUUCUGUGAACGAAAUGGAGCAGAAAUACCUCGAGAAAUACUUCGUUCCCAGAGCAUUCUAUCCCCUGUACUUUUGAGAUAUACAAUGGUGUUAUGCCAUAUGGGACCCAGACAAUCACUUUCAGAAGUUGUUGGGACACAUGUAGUUUUUAUAGACACAAUACCGCUCCCCUCCCCCCACCCCAAUCAAUGUUGCUCCAACCAAAACACAUCAAACCUGACGAGAAAUGGGACACAACAUUGAAUAGGGGGCGGGGGGAUUGACGUUUUGUUGAAAUUCAAAGGUUUUGUGGCAUCUGUCCCAAGACUUUUGAAACUGAUUGUAGCUCCUUUUAAUAGUGCUGAUACUUUUGAAAUAUUCAUGGCCAAAAAUAUCAUCAGUCAGAAAUACACGGACUUUGACCCCAGCUUCGUGAAUGUUCGGUUUAUGCUCGGAGAUCGUCGUGACACGGACGAAAUUUUGGAAAAAAAUUAUUUUUAAAAUUGAUACAUAUUUUACAUAUUUUGUGUGACAUUGUUUACUGUCGCCAGACAGCAGAUUGCCAAGGAGUGCCAAGGACUCUGCCAAGGACCUGCAAAUCUGUAAAAUUUUCCUAUAUUUUGGACCGGUAAGCCACUGUAUGUAAACUCAUUUAAAUAUUGUUCAAGAGAUCAUAAAAAUCACUGUAAUUCCGUCUGCGAGUUUGGAUUAUGAAAUGUGCCAAUUAUGAAUAUGUACCAAUGCAAUUUUAGCUCGUAGACUUUCAGCGUUUGUUAAUGUUUAUAGGAUAAUACAAGAAUAUAUAAAUAUUUGUAUAGUGGUAUAAGGUUGGAAAUCUGUAGUAUCUUUACUUUACAAGCUCAGAUUUUACAAAUUGACUCGUGAAUCAGCAUUUAUAUUUUUGAAUAAAAAAUGUCACUGAAUUGUGUAUCAGCUGUGCUUUAUUGGAGGAAUGAAAAUUUAAGAUUUUGAUGAAGUGAUCCUCAAAAGAUGAACAUUUAAACCAUUGCAGAUUGAGAGCCAAUGCUCUCUCCUUGAGGAGUAAAGUCAUCUCCAUUAGAUAGAGUAUAUUAAAAAUAAUAAAGUAGAGUGCAUUAGGUCACAAUGAAACUUAUAAAUUACCAGAGACGUACACUUGGGCACCCUCCCCUUGACGAUUGAGUAAAAUUGUCUGGCAUUAGACAGAUUAACAUAAUAAUGUGCAAUGCUUUGGUGUGCAAUGCAAUGUAAUUGGUUGAACUGCAAUGUGACCUAAUAUAUAAAUGCUACCAGACUGUACCAGUUGUCAAGGAAUUAGGGACAAAAUUAUGGUUAUACUGUAUAUAUAGAAGCGCUUUAUGGUUAUAUAUAGAAGCUAGGUCUCCUAUAUCUAUGUUUAUAUCAAUGGUAAUUGGCUGUUCAUAUUUAUUAAAAUUAACCCAUUGAGUUGCAUUGAACCAAUCGGAUCUACUUUAUAGACUUUAUAAUUUUACUCUGGCCAAAUUGGCAAUGCCAAACUGUUCUACUUGAUGAGCUAAACAUAAGCAUAUAUGCCCAAAAUGUAGAAAACCAAGGAAAUUUGGGACAAUGUUGGGUAAAAUCUAGAGAAAUUACACAAAUUCACCCUAUAUGCUAGGUCAUAUAUGAAUGGUGGCAGCAAGUAGCUGCUUUUCCUUUAUUGAAUAAAAUUGUCUGGCAUUAGACAGAGUAAAAUACUCUGUAUUGUACAUUUGACAGAGACUCUGUAUAUAAUAUGGUAGUAUGCCGUUAAAAAACUUACAGAGCGAGGAAUCCAAGGAUGACCUUUGGUCAAACCAACAGUAUCUUCACAAACCAAUUGAGUAAACUGUGCAACAGACCUAAAAAUUGCACUGUAUAGCAAUGCUUUUAUCUGUGACUGUGCAUCCGUGCAUGCAAAUAAUGGCUGUUAACAAAUUUCUUUCUACUUUCAGCAUCAGUUACCAAGAUGGGUAAUGACACCUCCCUUCCACUCGCCCCAGUCCCCCCAGGUUUUUCAACAAUGUGUAUCUCCCUGCAAUACAGUGAUGGUAUCACUGUUCUUCACCACUAUACUGGGGCAUUAUCUACCAUCCGACAAGCCAUCGUUGACAGUUGGCCUAAUGGUAUUCAGAGGGAAAUGACUAUAUGUGGAUCAGGAUGGAUGUUUAAGGUCAAAGGUAUAUAUAACCCAUACCUGUACUUUGAAUGAGGCCAGAAGCUACAGUAAAAUCCUGCAUAAAUUAAAGAACCAGUGAGUGGAUUAAGAACCACCAACCUUAAAUUUAGGCAAUUAAACCAUUGAGUAGUGUUAGACCAUGGAUUGUAAAAUAACUGGAUAGGAAACUAGCUGACGUCACAGGCUAAACCUAGUUGCAAUCUGUGAUAAAGUAAACAAAUUGAAUGGCAGGGUGCCUGAAAGCAGGCAUAUACCAUAAUAUUAUUAGUAUAAUAGAAAUUUACACAUUAAAUAGCUAAGCUAAAUUACAAUGUGCUCCAAACAGAGCUUUUACUGUUUUAAAAAAUUAAUUAAGAAUGAAAUAAGAACUAUUGUAGUGUCUAUUUAUUAUUAAUAUUAUCUUACAGGUAGUUUAAAUAUAUGCUAAUUGUGUAUGCAAAAACAUAAUCUGUUAGGCUUUCAGAUCAUAGGCGUACCCAGUGGCAUAGCCAGCCCUACAAUUUAGUCCCGCUAUGCAAAUUGAAAAUUAUUAUCAUUAUUCAUUUCUUUAGAAAUUGAUUGUUUUCACAGUCAAUGACAUGAAAAUAUUUGCAUAGCGGGACUAAAUAGUCGGGCUGGCUACGCUACUGGGCGUACCGUUGGGCAGUCGGGCAAUAUUCAAUCAACAGUCGGGCACUUUUGGUUUUUUACAAAAAUAAAUGGGACAAAUUCUGUCGAUUUUGUCGAAAAUUCAGUCAAUUUUGUGGCCAAUUUAGUGUUUUUUUGAAAAUUUGUCUGAUGUUAUGAAAAAUUUUGGUACGUCCGGAAAAAUUUUUUGACCCCUAAAAUGGUACACUGAAACACAAAAAAAUUUUCGGGACUAGUCGGGCACAUUCCCGAAAAGUCGGGCAAUUUUCUUUACACCCCCCUAAUUUUUUCCUUCGGGUACGCCCAUGUUUCAGAUAACAAUUAUUAGAAGGAAAUGAGGGCCUGACUGCAGACAACACGUCAAGAAACGAAAUACACACACUUUUCGCACUGCCCAAUUGGCUCUAUGCAACAUAUAAAGUCAUAUUAAUUAUUUUGGCGUUAUAAACAUUUCGUAUUGUAUUGUUACAAAAGUAAAAAUAUACAUGCAGAACGACGACGUUUACGUUUUACAAACAAAAAUACAUAGUACAGGUAUAUUGCAUUAAUUAAAUUGUAUUCGCUCGAAAUAACACACCAUUUAAACGCUUUCAGACAGUAUGAAUAAAAAUGCUACAAGAUUUAAUAAAUAUGACAUAACGGACCAUUAGAAAUCCGGGGGGGGGGGGUGAAAAUUAAAGAAAAAAAUUCGUGCAAAGAAAAAUGCCUGGAAAAAAAUUCGUGCAGCCAUUACGUCAGAGAAAAAAAAUUCGUGCAAGCAAACAGCAAAGUACAAACAGUCUUGAAAAAAAAAAUCGUGCAGAGGUUAAAUGCAGUAAAAAAAAAUUCCUGCAGAGACAUGAGACUGAAAAAAAAAAUCGUGCCGCAAAAAUUUUAUACCCCCCUCCCGGGAUUUCUAAUGGUCCGCUCCUUAGUUAACUUUUUCAAAAAAAGGUCUGUCAAUCAACUUUUGCGUUGUGUGGAUAACGCGUAUUUCGUUUCUUGAUCUGUUGUCUGCAGUCCCUCCUUCUAAGACUAAGUAGGUGACUGUACGCAGUAACUAUACUCAGCCUGAAAUCAUUUAAUGUAAAGCAAAAAUGUAUUUAGCCCUGGUCAAACGAAGAUCCGAGUUGACGAGAGUUGGCAAGCGAAAGUUUGUAUUUGAGUUUUCUUAACACUCACGCGCCUGACAAACGAGAACAAGAGUUACAUGAGAGUUGACCGGAUACUGCGCGCAUCAUGGCAAAACGUCUUAUCAAAAUUUGAACCAGUUCAAAGUUGAUGAGAGUGCAUGAGAGUCAAUGAGAGUUGGCGGUUGAACGCGAGCGAUCAGAGAGAUGCAACUGUCAUCAACGUCAAACAGGGAUCUCAGAAAGGGAACGGCUAAUGGGAGAGCUAAGAUUUCGGAGAAUUAAGUUCGAACCACGCCCACUUUUUCCAACGUCCACACCCAAUCCCUUGCUCUCCCGGGGCUGGUUGUUGAAAAGCCGAUUAUGGCUUAACCCUAUAGGUUAACCUAAAAAUUAAAAGCAAACUUUCCAACAGCUUUUUUAUAAACUGGAAAUCUUAUCUUGAUUAGUACAGGGUGUCCACGGGCCUUGAAAAUCUUGGAAAGUCCAUGAAUUGGAAAAAAAUUCCAGGACUGGAAAGUUCUUGAAAAUCAGAAGAAGUCCUUGAAAGUCCUGGAAUUAAUUUCCUUAAUCUCCAGCUGUGCCAACAUUAGUGAUUUUGAUUAAAAUUACUGAAUAAAGUGAAUUAUUUACGCAAAUCCGUGCCAUUUUGAAAGAUUUUUCCAAGUUCUAGGUCCUUAAAUUUACUCGCAAAAAGGGCCUUGAAAGUCCUGGAAAAGUCCUUGAAAAUUUCACCUUCACCAAAGGGUGGACACCCUCUUAGUAGGAGUCUUAGAACUUCUCUAAAGUUUUGAAACAAACAAACGUGCAAAAAUACAUAAACUAAAACAGCAGGUUAUUUUUAACCGAGGAUUACCGCUAAUCCAGCAUUGAACAACUGGCCCCAGGUGAUGUUCCUUUCAAGUAAAAUGGGAUAGUGAAUUUGCUGUAACUCUCUUCCGUCACAACGUAAAAAAAUACGUAUAUACUUAUACUUAGUUAAUGGAUGAUUCCAGCUAUACUAUAUACUAAAUUUUGAUCUAGGCAAGAAGAACAAAAUCCAUCACCACAGCUAGAAAGAGCAUGUUGCAAAGUUGGUUGCGAAAUGUUGUAAAAUGAGGACAAUAUAGCCCUAGGAAUUUGCAAAUUUUGUAUUAAUUUGUAUUACGCACGGGAAAAUGCACCACUUCCGGCCCAAAUGUGGUGCAUUUUCCCGGGCGUAAUACAAAUUAAUACUGACAAAAUUUCGCAGGGCUAUAUUUUCCGCAUUUUAAAACAUUUCGCGGCCAAACUUUGCAAUUUUACUAAUUUUAACAUGCUUUUUCUAGCUGUGGUGAUGGAUUUUGUUCUUCUUGCCAAAAUCAAAAUUUAGUCCGUGGCUGGAAUCAUCCAUUAAUCACGUGUUUUAAUUAAACGACAAUUUUCUUCGUUGAAUCUUGAAGGUACCCCAUUUUUCACAUGUUCAAGCUCCAGUUCGUCGCAAGCAAGACUGAUGAUUGCGGUCAUUCUACAAAAAUUAUACAGCAUCGGUUGGAAGAUUGUGGUCUCGUGCGAUCUGGCCCGAUUCAACGAUAAAAGCUCGAUGUUUUUGAAGAGAUCUCCAAGCAACUUUUCCUCCGUCCAUCCGUUUGUAUGUGUUGGCCUGAGCAGCUCAGAUAAGUUGCAAAUUAUUAAUCUACCAUCUCAACUGAUCGAACCGUUAAAACAGGUCGUAUAUAAGUUUUGGACCAAAGGAAUUCAGAACGAAUCGUACGAGAACGGUGUGUUAGAAAUAAAGAUGGCCGGAAACCCGUGGUGGUCAACUGAUCUGCAAUCGGUUAUGGCCAAAGUACUUCUACAGAACAUCAUCGCAACUCUUCAUCGGUUCCAGUACGUUUACACAGUGAAUGUUAAUCUGAAAAGUACAGCGGAUUCUUUGUACUUUCGUUAUGAUCCGAACGUGCCGGUCAAUGGAGCGGCCCAGUUUUGUACAAUCAGUCUGAAUCGGACAGAUCGGUUACGAGUCAUCUGUGCCCCAGAUGCUAUCGUGAAUAUGAUUCGUGGGGUUAUCCAAACAGUCUGGUUGCAUGGUAAGAUACAAGAAGAAAAAGAUCAUCAUGGCAGCUGGGAGUUUAAAAUUUCUGGAAAUCCUUGGCAUUCUUGUAAAGAAGAAUCCGUCAUGGCAAGGUACAUGUAAUUUUGAUUCGUAAUGACUUUAUUUUAGCGAUGGGCAUAAAUAGAGAGGAAAUCGUAAAUGAUCGCCAUCUUUGGCAUCGGAAUAAACUGGGUGGAAAAAAUGAACUUCAGGG